AUGUCAUCCAUUCCACCACCCUUUGCGCCCUUUGACGCUGCACGCCACACAGAAGCGAACGGGCUCGAAAAAGACGUCGCGGACUUCAACCGCCAGUACGAGCUCAUCGGAGCUCCCUGGGACGAAAAGCCACCGGAGCGACUCGACUCAAUAAGCUCACAAGCCUCCCAGCUACGGCGUCGAAUCGACGACUUCGUUAACACAAGCUUAGGGAGUUGGGAGCCGGCGUUUGAGGUGUUCAUCGACCACAGUUUGGCGCUGACGUGGAAGAUGAAAGUCAUGAAUGACAUGCUAUCCAACCUCAAAACCUCCGGAAAGCUGGCUUCAAGCAAGUACUCUUACCCCCUCGUCCUCUCCCGCUCUCGUGCCAAGGCUCGCCUCCGCGCCGGCUACUCCACCCCUUCGUACCUGCACCAGGACAUACCAGUCACUUCGAAGAAGCAAGUCUUCGAGCAAAUCCAGUCCUGCGCGCAGUGGCGCGAGCGGUCCCAAGGCGCCAUCGCUCGCGCAAAGCAAUUCUCGAAUGUCUCGCCGAUCCACUUGCGGGACGAGCGAAGGAGUCUGGAGCUGUCGCAGUCGAAUUGCCGGUUGCGGUUGCAGAUUGCGCCUUCUCACGAUGCUGAGGUACGGGAGCUUACGCUGCUUCGGGUCCUUGUGGGCAAGGCGAAGGCAAUCGAGAAGCUUUGCAAUGGCAACAAUCUUCGCAUAGCGUCGGCGUGCUGCGAGGCUGGCUGGCUGGCGGCGAAUGCCGCAGGUCAUCCAGAUCCAGAAUCACUCAAGCUCGCAGGCUCCAAAAUGAUGAAUUUCAUUCUUGUCGAAUUGCUUGCUCACGAUUUGGGGCUCGCUGCUGUAAGGGAGGCGCAAGCUUUGCAGGACAUCAUAAUGGCUGAGAACGGUGUUCCUCUCUCUGGUGAGGCCCAGGCACAUGCUCUCGAGUUGUACAACUUGUACCCGCUGGAGUUUUUGAAGGACGAUCUCAUGAACGAAGCGGAUGCCGUAACGGAGACUGAGCAGCGGGGGUUGAAAGUUACAGUGGAGGAUGCGGAUGAGGAUGACGCGGAGGACGACUUGGGGGACGAGGUGGAGGAGAAGUGCUUUAUCUAG
Molecule: messenger RNA, 1104 nt
Organism: Saxophila tyrrhenica
Lineage: Eukaryota; Fungi; Ascomycota; Dothideomycetes; Mycosphaerellales; Extremaceae
Exons: 3
Coding region: 1-1104 (367 amino acids)
Source: RefSeq, a predicted model, not a curated record